AACAGGGCCUGUCGUCAUUUCCCUAAUAUAAAACGGAAACUGGCGAGUCCACGAAAUAGAGAAAAGCGACGAGAGGUGAUGCUUGGACGAAUAUAUAAUCAAAUAACAACACAACAAUACUAAGGAACUGUUUUCAGUUGCUUAUUUUUCUAUAGUGCUGUCGACGGAAGACCCACAACAAUGUCUGCCCAAGCUCAAAUGAGAGCUUUGCUCGACCAGCUAAUGGGAACAGCGAGGGAUGGUUCAGUGUAUCUUUGCCAGCCUACAACAAUCUGCAAAGGAGUUGCAGAAAAGCCUCAUGUUCAUCGAGCCGUAUGGGCAAGAAAACUGUUCCCAUUUAUACUUUUCUACAGCGGGUUUAAAAUUCUGCAGCUGAGGUCUUGAAGAUGCAGAAGGGUACAGUAUGUGGUGCAGAUCGCAGGGAUGAAACGCGACAGAGGGUCAAGUUCACUGACGAACGAGUCUGCAAAAGUCAUCUUCUAAACUGCUGUCCACAUGACAUCCUGUCUGGAACUCGUAUGGACCUGGGAGAGUGCACCAAGAUCCAUGACCUGGCACUUCGGGCAGAUUAUGAAAUUGCUUCCAAGGAGAGAGAUCUGUUCUUUGAGCUUGACGCGGUCGAGCACCUGGAGUCAUUCAUUGCCGACUGUGACCGGAGGACAGAACUAGCCAAGAAGCGCCUGGCUGAGACCCAAGAAGAGAUCAGUGCUGAGGUGGCAGCAAAGGCAGAGAAGGUCCAUGAGCUGAAUGAGGAAAUAGGGAAGCUCCUGGCCAAGGCUGAGCAGCUUGGAGCCGAGGGCAACGUCGACGAGGCCCAGAAAGUCCUCCAGGAAGUUGAGAAGGUCCGCACUAGGAAGAAGGAUGCAGAGGAAGAGUACAGAAACUCAAUGCCAGCCUCCAGCUUCCAGCAGCAGAAGCUUCGGGUGUGCGAGGUGUGCUCUGCUUACCUGGGUCUCCAUGACAACGACCGUCGUUUGGCUGACCAUUUUGGUGGGAAGCUUCAUCUGGGCUUCAUUCAGAUCAGAGAGAAACUGGACCAACUAAAGAAAACCGUGGUCGACAAGCAGGAGAAAAGGAACCAGGAGCGCUUGAAGAGACGAGAAGAGAGGGAGAAAGAAGAAAAGCUGAAGAAGAGGACCAGAUCACGGAGCAGAGAGCAUAAAAGAUCCCGUUCUCGUGACCGCAGAAGGAGGCGCUCACGCUCCACAUCACGAGACAAGCGCCGUUCGCGCUCACGCUCCAGGGAGAGGAGGAGGAGGCAUCGCAGCCGAUCCCGCUCUCGCAGCCGAGGACACCGUCACAACCACGAGCUGAGCUCCAGACACAAGUCGUCCAGGGACCGGGAGCGCUCAUCCAGAGACGGGUCACGGGACAGGAGGGACGGUAUGAACGGCAGGUCGGACUCCCGCCGGGCAGACGACAGGGAUAUGGGGGACCUCUGAAGACCAAACUCCAUCCAUCAGGACACCCAGCCUCCUCCUGUCUCUCUCACCCGUCUGUCCAUUUAUAAUAUCCUAAUGUCACACACAGUCCUUGCCUUGCCCCUUUUGUUCUCCCUUCCCGCCACCUUUCUUUGCUUUAACAGUUAAUGCAGCCGACCCAGAUAUAUCAAAAGAUUGCAUUUGGAUGGGGGGAAUUAGUUAUUGAUCAGUAGUGGAGUGUAUUGUAAUACCCACAUCUGUGAUUUGGUGGCUGUCUGUAUCCAAUACAUCCCAUGUCUUGUUAGAAACUACCCUUCAAUGAUUCCAACAGAAAAAAGCAAACAAACAGAUGGUCUGCUGGACUGAAGCAUAAAGUGUAACUGAUCCAUAUUCUUUUGUUAUUAACUGAUGGUCUUUUGAUACAGAAUCUGUCUAAAUAUCUUAUAUCUGAAUAUGUUUUGGGCCUACUCUGAAAAACGUCAUCCUAUCUUUUUUUUCGGUCUCCCUCAAGAUUUCUUUUCACCAGCUCCUGGCAGGAGUUGUUGACUCCGUGAGUGCAGUUCACGAAUGUCUGUCCACAUUUUUUUUUGGCCACUUAGUUUUCUAAAGUCAAGUUGAAGUCAAUCCCAAUCCCAAUUCAAAAGGUUUUAAAGUUAUGAGUAGUAGUAUCAAUUUUGUUUCCUAUUGUCCACUUUUCUUUUUUUAACUAAUCUAAGUUUUAUUUUAUGCUGCCAGUAGUGAAGGGAAUCUAUUUGAGACUUUAGCCAGAAUAAGUAAAUGCUUGUUUUGAAUUGUAUUGGUGGCAAGUCUCUUGUUUAAUAAUUUGUUUCCAUCUUGAUUUUUUUAUUUAAAUAAAUGGUAACUUCAAAGUUUGUGUCGGCAUGUGAAGCAGUAGGUAAAGAACAAUAGGUAAAGAUGCAUUAGAAGUUCAGUGCUGUAACUGUACAUACCUUAAGUCUUUAAUUUUGGCCCAAUUAAGACAAAUUCCUCUGAAUAGAUUUAUAACUGCAAACCGAUUUGAAUGGAUAUACUGCUUUACCUAAUGUGUGAAGUCAUAUCUGUUUAUGUUCUGCUGGAAAUCUUCCUUUAAAGUCUCAAUUAAAAACCAUCACCAUUUAAA
Sander lucioperca (pikeperch) is the source of this 2541-nucleotide messenger RNA. It is a transcript of the gene luc7l, whose product is annotated as LUC7-like (S. cerevisiae). The record is from RefSeq and is a predicted model, not a curated record. Gene Ontology annotation, molecular function: mRNA binding. Gene Ontology annotation, biological process: mRNA splice site recognition. Gene Ontology annotation, cellular component: U2-type prespliceosome; U1 snRNP. The transcript is spliced from 12 exons. Lineage: Eukaryota; Metazoa; Chordata; Actinopteri; Perciformes; Percidae. Bases 387 to 1442 code for a protein of 351 amino acids.